Messenger RNA from Cydia pomonella (codling moth), 1269 nucleotides. RefSeq lists its product as uncharacterized. Lineage: Eukaryota; Metazoa; Arthropoda; Insecta; Lepidoptera; Tortricidae. The transcript has 2 exons. Bases 256 to 591 code for a protein of 111 amino acids. The record is from RefSeq and is a predicted model, not a curated record.
UAUGUCUUACAUCCGAUGGUUUCAUUGUGCUUUUCCCUAAGCCCUUAAAUAAUAAUUAAAACAUUAAUCCGAUUUACAUUAGAGGAUUCUAAGAGGUCAUGGGCCAUUUGUUCCUCAAAUAAUUAAAAUUAGUGUUUUACCGAUAAGUUUCGCGGCUCAGUUGUCAAAAAAAGUUAACUUAACCUAAAAGUGCCCACGCGCUGCGUGGCAAGUUUUUAUCUUUUCAGCCAUUUCAGCCUAAAUUAUCAUUAAAUCAUGGCCUCGCAAAUAUCAAUGGGCACAAUUGAGAAGUUGAUUGGCAGGGAAAACUAUCCGACAUGGAAAUUUGCGGUCAAGAACUACUUGGAACACGAAGACUUGUGGGAUACUAUCGAACCAAGUGCCGAUUAUGUAGCAGACAACAAGAAGGAUAUAAAGGCGAAGUCGAAAAUAAUACUUCUGAUUGAUCCAAUUAACUACGUUCAUGUACAGGAGGCGACCACGGCGAAACAGACACUUUGGAUGAGAAUCGCUGGUAUAUCGACUCUGGCUGUUCUUACCACAUGUGUAGGGACAGAAACUGGAUGUACAAUGUUACUCCGGCAACAAUAAGUAGCAUUAAAGUGGCAGAUAAGAAGACUUUAAAAGUGGAAGGAUGUGGCAAUGUUAACUUGCAAAUAAAAGACUCCGAAGGCAAACCUCAGACAAUUCAGGUUAGAAAUGUGUUAUAUGUACCUACUCUGGCAACCAAUUUACUUUCUGUAAGUGAGAUGACAAAUAAUGGCUGUGUGCUUCAAUUUGAAAAAGAUGUCUGUACAGUCUACCAAAAUAAAAGACUGAUUUUGACAGCUUUUAAGUGCAAUAACAUGUAUCUUUUGAAAGAAAUUUCUGUAGCACCGGCAUUUUUAUCAACUGUUGAAGAACAAGAUAUAAAUAUUUGGCACCUUCGAAUGGCUCAUCUGAACUUCACUGAUUUACAAAAAAUAGUUGAUUGUACAGAGGGUGUUAAAUUAUCAAAGAAAGGCAGCCAAGUCUGUACAACCUGUAUGGCAGGUAAAAUGAAACGACAACCAUUUAAAAAUGUUGGAACCAGGGCUACCGAACCUUUGCAACUAAUUCACACCGAUGUUUGUGGACCGAUGGAAACUAGCUCUAUAGGAGGUUCCAAAUAUUAUGUCAAUUUUAUCGACGAUUAUAGUAGGAAAGUUUAUGUGUAUUUUAUGAAAAAUAAAUCUGAAACUUUACAGAGCUUUAAGGAUUUUAAAAACCUAGUAGAGAAUGAGACUGGAA